GAUUAUUUGAUUAUUUUUCCAAAAAAAAGUUGACAUGAAUAAUUAAUCUGUUUGUAUCGCAACUAAAUCCUUUGGCGAUGUCAAUAUUUGUCGCUAACUGGGUGAGAUUUAAAAAUCCCUGCCGCGAUAGAGAGGACUGGAUGGGCGCUUAGUAGUUAACAAAAAAUAACAAGGGAGGUUGGCCUAUCCAGUAGGGAGGACCCCCCUUCGUAGUUGAAUACAAAAGACUUCGCUGGAAAAGAGAGGAAGGGUGGGAGAUAGGGGGGAAACGAUUUGUCGUCGAGUCCUCUGAGGCACGCGACUCGUUCACCAGCGGCACGCGACCACGAUGAGCGUUAAGGGUUGGGAAAUGGGCGUUCCGACCGCUUGCUAUUGACAGCUUCACGAACGAGGAGUGGGGAUUUUUUGUCCGUGAAUGUACACUAGACCCCUACACACACACCCAAUUGAGAUUUCACGGUGGUGUAGUUGUUUGUAAAUACUGGUUUCGCGGUUCCCAUCUUUCGAACUGUAUCCAAAUUGUCGGCAUCGGUCGUCAAAUUAGUUCCGCUUGCGUUGUCACCCAUAACAGGAAAUAGUGUGAUGAUCUGGGAAAACAGUAGUUAAACUUUAUCAAUUAUGUUUGGUACUUGUUAUCGCCAAUCGCUCUUUUGUAUUCGAUAUGCAAGUGAGCAUCGUGCUUAUGGGAUCUUGAUCAUGGGAACUCUUGCCAAACGUUAAAGUAGAACAAAUUGUGCUAACUGAUUGUUCAAUUGAUUUCCUUCGGAUUAUUGUUUAUCUUAUAGUUGAUGUCAAUCAAUGUUUAUCUACACUUACUUCUUUAUUGUUUUGGAAGCCAUCACGACUUUCAUAUGUUGACGACUGUGGGAUUCGAAGGUGAUUUGGUUCCACUCGUACGAGAUGAUGACACCGUGUCGAAUGGACCGUAAAAACAUCUGAAUUGAUAGACGUCCCCUUCUACUAUUUUUCUUCUAUCGUCCCAGUGAAUAACUUUUUCCGUGCGAAUGUGUGUAUAAACAGCGAGGAUACACACUAUCUCUUUUGUAAGUAGAAGUGGGCGUCGCCUUUUGCUCGAGCGCAGCUAGGAACUACCGCCCCUUCACACGCGCUCACGGGUCGUCAUGUAACCCGCAAUUUUCCCACUGUCAAACAAACGAAUCAGCUGAAAAACAUCACGAUUAACUUUUAAAAUCCCCAAGUUUAGCAUGACGAAAACAUAUUUUUUUCCUGAUGCCACCAGUAUAUUUGAUAACUGCGAUUCACCCAAGGAUCCCUUAUAUCAUUUUUAUGGAAAAUCAACCUGAUUACGUAGAAAACAAUUACUGAAUUCUUUAAAGUAGGAUAGGCUCUUUUUUCACGGUAUAUCGAUUACGAAAUGUUAACCUUCGGUUUCGGAUGGGUUCAAACUUCGGCAGAUUUUGCUCUUCUUUAAUCUUCCAUCAAGGUUCUCUGAUAUUUGGUCUAAAUUCUCAUUCUAGACCUGUUUUUAUUUUAUUUUUUAACGUGGUAAGUGUUUGAGGCCGAGGAGAUUGCCAACCUGAUGUGCGGGAUUUUCAUCUUUUAAGGAUUAUGGUCUUCCUACACGUAUGUGGAUUAAGGUGAACUGAUUUACAUCGUUUUUAGAUUUUCCACUCGCCAAAAUUCAUAAAUUUCAUUCGUUUUGACGAAAUUAAUUUAAAUUUUGCCUCUCCAACUCUUCCCAAUCACAUAGUCAACUUUUAAAUUAAAAUAAUAAAAAAAUCCCGUAAAACGAACUUUAAACGAUUUUUUUUUUAGCUUAAUAGGAAAUGUAAGAAUACAAAGUUUAGAUUAACGUAUAGCAAAUUCAUAAUGGUUUUAGGAAAGAGGCUGAAGGACUAGCCUACUAUAAACAUAGAGGGCGGAGUUUACUUUGUGUCCUGUGAGAAAGAGACCGACUCGCAAAACUGCAAGGGGAUUGGUGGAAGAGAUCUGAUGGAACGAAUGGGUCACAUGUUCCCGACGUGAAGCGCCCCCUCCCUCUUCCCUUUCUUAUUUGUGGACCGCCGUUCGUGAAUCGAGAGAACGGUGGCAAUAAGAAACGUGUCAAAUGCAGACGAGGGCAGGGAAGAGCGAAAAGGGAAAAAAAAGGGAGAAAUGCAUUGAGAUCGAAAACUCUUGUGAUUGGUCCAGCUGCUGAAGACGAGGGCUGAAAUCCCCUUAUAUAAUGCGUGCUACUUCCAUCAGAUCCAGCAGCAGCCAGAUGAUCUGAGCACUAGAACUGAGCGACAUAUUCUUCUGUCAGUCGAGCUUUACUUUCCCGGACCUAAGUUGUUUUGUAGCACCUCUCUGCUUCUGAUCACUCAUUCCCGCCUGUUCAGAAUCACACAAAAAAUAGAAGAAACUACCAACAUAUAUACUAGUUCAAUUGCCGAGACGAGUGGCUGAUCCAUCACACAGCAACGAUUGAAUCAAGGAAUCAAAGUUCUAAAGAAAAGCAGCAGCCAUGGCCAGCACCUCUUCAAGAGCAGCUGACGAUCAAGUCCACUUAUUUGCAGAGGCUUCCUUAACACCAGUUCAGUCUGCUUCGUCGACAUCAUCGUUUCAACAACACCAGCAGCAGCAUCACGACUACCGUUUGUUGGAUCAUCCAGUCAAUUUUGAUCCGAUAGCAGGACCGUCCUCUUCUUUCUACCAUUACGGAGCCAUGAAUCCUGUCACUGCAUCUUCGUCAACAGCCGAACAACAUCAGGAUGCCACAUCAGUCGCCGCUGUCGGAAUGGAAGGAUCGGAACAAUAUUACUACGGAUACCAAGGUGAUGAAGGUGGAGAUUCCGGCAAUGAAGAAGGAUACUACGCCAAUAGUCCUUAUCGAGUUCAACGCUUUGCAGCCAACAUCCGUGAACGGAAGCGUAUGCUCAGGUUUUUUCGCUGUGACAGCAUCAACUCUGCCUUCGACGAGCUCCGUAUACACGUACCUACGUUUCCUUAUGAAAAACGGCUGUCCAAGAUCGACACUCUUCGACUGGCUAUAGCUUACAUCGCCCUUCUCAAAGAUGUCAUCAAGUCUGAUCAAGAUCCACUCACUUUUGUCGAAAAGUGUAUGAGAGGAGAAAUCAAACCCGAACGCGGAGCUGAGUGGAAUACCAGUGAUUUAACUGCCAGACUCAGUUGGAUCAAGUGGGAAAAUCUUGGUGUUCGCCCUGGUCGCCGCAUCGCUUUGGCUGCUCUUGCAACGGUCUCCGUCGCUCAAGAUAAUCCAUACUAGUUUUUUUUUUAACCUCUAUUUCCUUUAAUUAAUAUAUCAAUGUGUUUCAUACCCAUAUCUAGUCAUGUGUGAACAUAGCAAGUUCUCCUAUUGCGGCAUUCGUGUCGCAUCGUUGACCUUUCAUGUAUCAUAAACACAUAAUCCAAUAUGCCAUAUUUGUUUGUUACCUUGUAAUACUCGAUGUGUAAACUCUUUUAAUGGAUAAACGAAUUUAAAGAGUAAAA
Daphnia pulex (common water flea) is the source of this 3450-nucleotide messenger RNA. Its product is annotated as neurogenic differentiation factor 1-like. The record is from RefSeq and is a predicted model, not a curated record. Lineage: Eukaryota; Metazoa; Arthropoda; Branchiopoda; Diplostraca; Daphniidae. The transcript is spliced from 4 exons. Gene Ontology annotation, molecular function: RNA polymerase II transcription regulatory region sequence-specific DNA binding; protein dimerization activity; DNA-binding transcription factor activity, RNA polymerase II-specific. Gene Ontology annotation, biological process: developmental process; regulation of transcription by RNA polymerase II. The coding region runs from base 2465 to 3226 and encodes 253 amino acids.